Molecule: messenger RNA, 3208 nt
Organism: Monomorium pharaonis (pharaoh ant)
Lineage: Eukaryota; Metazoa; Arthropoda; Insecta; Hymenoptera; Formicidae
Product: odorant receptor 43a
Exons: 8
Coding region: 832-2334 (500 amino acids)
Biological process (GO): detection of chemical stimulus involved in sensory perception of smell; sensory perception of smell
Cellular component (GO): plasma membrane
Molecular function (GO): odorant binding; olfactory receptor activity
Source: RefSeq, a predicted model, not a curated record
GAUGUAAUAUUUUCCGCCUUUUGUCUUAUUAGAUUACAAAUUAGAUUACAACAGUUUUUUAUAAAUGUAAAAUUAUGUUUCUCCUUACAUAUGUUUCUCUUUACAACGCUAACAUUUGUAAUUAAUUGGAGAUAGCAUUUUCAAUAUUUAAUGCUGCAUUCGACGAGGGUGUCGAGUUUUCAUGGUGCGCGAAUAUUGCUUCAUAUUAUGAGAGAAGGAGACCUAUCAUUAGUUUUGAACAUGAAUAUUGAAGAAAUGGACGUUAUAGAAUCUUCAGGUUACACAGGUACACGUUAACACCAUAGUUUUUCUUUUAUUAUACUUAAUCUACGUUUUGAAUAAAUAAAUUACUGUAAUGUUGUUUAAUUAUAUCUUGAUCAUAUUAUUCCAAUUGCAAAGUCAUAUUAUAAAAAUUUUGCUGUACUUUUGAAAGCUGUUACAAGUAUAAAUUGCAUUUUUAUAUUUUUCAAAACGUGUUAAUUUAUCAUAAAAAAUGUAUGAGCAAUAAAUAUUUGUGAAAUACAUAUUCCAGUAUGUUUAAUAAUAUUGUAAUCACUCACGUUUGUUAAACAGUUAUGGAUAUGCUUUAAAAGAAAGUUUUUAAAAUUACGUACAACAAUAUCAUAUUAUCUUCUCUUUUGACUGAAUGUUAUCGUGCAUAACAUGCAGAAUAUAAAAUUAAAUUUGAAGAUAAAACGAAUAUAAUAGAGCUAUAGAAGAUGUUUAAAAAAAUUUGUUUGGAAAACUUAUGAUAUACAUGCGAUGUAAAAUUUUCCAUCUCUCGUAUUAUUGGACUAUAUAUAAAUAAUUUUUGUGACUGUAAAGCUAUACAUGCUUGUAAAGUUUUUUCUUACGAUGCCAAUAACUCAUCAGUUGGGGAUAGUGUUUUCAAUAUUUAAUGCCAUGUUUUACGAGGAUGGAGUUUUCAAUGGAAGAAACAUCACUGUGUUAAUAUCAAUUCACAGUAUGAGGGGAAGAGCAAGACAACUCUUUACAUCAAUUUACAAUAUGGAUGUUACGGAAUCUUCCGGUUACAGAGAUUUCGUAUGGGCAAUAGAAAUACAUCGCUUAGGUUUGGAAAUAAUUGGCUUAUGGCCUAAGUACGACAAAUUUGAUGCGAAUAAUUUAUGGUCAAAAUUUCGUAUAAGCAUUGUUUUAAUUUUAUUAAUAUUUGUUAACAAUAUUCCAUCGGUACAUGCGGUUACACAAGUUUGGGGCAAUAUGAUACUGGUAAUAGGCCAUGUACGUUUUGCAUUACCUCUACUAAUGGCAUCUAUAAAAUACAUUAUUAUGUUAUGGAAACGAACAGUUCUCACGUCGAUUGUAAAUAUGAUGGCGGAAGAUUGGAUGGAGUUCAAGUCUAAUAUCGAGAGAUCUAUGAUGAUAAAACGUGCACGAACUGCUCGAUUAAUCAUGAUCAUUGGAUACGUAUUUAUAUUAAUAGCGGUUUUGUCAACUAUCAUUCCCCCUACUUUUGGCAUACAACUAAUUUCAGGAGCGAAUCUCACGAAACGCAAGUUACCGCUGUUCACCAGUCACUUCUAUAAUACAGAUAGAAGUCCGCAAUUUGAAUUGACAUUUUUUAUUCAAAGCAUAUCGGUGCUAUUUGCUACUAUUAUUUAUAUGUCUAUAGAUAUUUUUUUAAUAUUAACAGUUCUUCACAUGUGUGGACAGUUAGAAAAUUUCAGAUACCGAUUAUUUAAUUUGAUCUCAAGCAAGAAUUUCAACAAAACUUUAAGUAACGUCAUAACGUCACAUUUGCGUAUAACCAGAUUUGCCGAUAAAAUUGAAAAUACAUAUUCUUUAAUGAUGUUGAUAAUGAUACUUCACUUUGUUAUUGUAUUUUGCCUAAGUGGAUUUUUGUUUACUAUUUUUCUUACUGACAGAAAAAUGGAUGAAAUUAUUAUUACACAAAUCUUCCAUUCGAUAGCUGUAUUUAGUGCCUUAUUAACGAAUACUUUUUUAUAUUGUGGUACAGGAGAACUUAUAACAGAGCAAUUUCUUAUAGAGAGAGAAAUGGAUAAGAUUAUUAUCACAAAAAUCUACUUUUCAAUAAUUGUGCUCUUUACGUUAUUAAUGAAUACUUUUUUGUAUUGUGCUGCGGGGGAACUUAUAACUGAACAAUGCAAUGCAGUAUAUAGUACUGUAUGCGAUCUGAAAUGGUAUAAAUUGAAAUCAAGAAAGGCCAGAAGUCUUAUUUUAUUAAUGAUACGAAUGCGCCAUCCUCUUUUCAUUACUGCAGGAAAAAUUUUUCCAUUAACAAUGGCUACUUUUUGCAGCAUAUUAAAAACAUCGACCGGAUAUAUAUCGUUUUUAUUGACAAAACGUAGUUAAGAAGGAAAAUAUAUUAAUUUAUUUACCACAACAAAACAAACGUACGUACAGUUACAUAAUUAUAAAUUUAUUAUUACUUAUUGCAUUAACAAUUGUUGCAGUAGAAAUUAAUAUGUGUAAUUAUUUUUAGGUUGGAAAAAUCUAAAUAUAUAACAUUUGACGUAUAAUGUUUUUUAUUGACAAAAUGUUUAAGAGCUAAAUAAUAUAUUAAUAUUUACUUCUUAAAGAGAAAUAAAUGUACAGACAUACGAUUGAAUAAUUAGGAAUUGACAUUUAUUACAUAUAAUGCAUUAAAAACUGUUUUAGGAAAAAUAAAAUUUUUUGCUGUUUAUUAUAUUUACAUUUUGGGUAAAUGAAGUAUUUUAUAAUGCAAUAUUUCGAUUGUUUAUCACAGAAAUACUUUAAAGUGACGGACUCGAUUUUUAUUCAUUUUAAUUUGACUGUGUAACUAAAGUACAACUUCAAGGUUUAAUUCUUUUAACUUAAAAAAUAUUUUUGGUGUAGAUGUACCUUGAUAGAAAUGUAUUCAGUUUUUCUACAUACAUAUCCAGUUAUUGUUCAGCAUUAAUGUAUUCUCAUUAAUAUAUAUUAAAUAUAUUAUAACAUUACGUGGAUAACUAAUAAGAAAUUAAUAGAAUUUUAUUCAGAGUUUGAAAGAGUUUAUUUGAUAAAGAUACACUGAGAGAAAAAUGUCGAAGUAUUGAAAACCAAAUACUUUUUGUAACGUUUUCUUUGAUAUUUAUUUGUUAUAAAAAAAUUAUUUGUAAAAACGAAAUAUACAUUUCGGUGAAGUAUUCUGUGAAACAUACUUCUGAAAUAUAUUUCUGUAAAAUAUACCUUAUUUAAAGAGACAGUGUGCAUAAAAAUAAAUAAU